AUGAGCUGGAACAACUUCCAAGGAGAACUUCCCCAUGAAUUGACCCAUUUGCGCAGGCUGCGGGUCCUUAAUCUCACCGACAACAAGCUAGGUGGAUCUAUUCCCUCUUGGGUCGGUUCCUUGCAAAAACUUCAUUACUUUUCUCUCAAGAACAACAGCUUUGCAGGUUCUAUCCCGCCUUCUAUCUCCAACAUGUCCAACCUAGAGAGACUAAUUCUGUCAAUUGAAAACUUUAACCGUGAACUACAAUCAGCUUUCAGGUCCUUUGCCGGUGGAGAUGAUCAAUAUUUCCUCAUUGGAGACUGUCUUUUGAAGACUGUAUUAGGUUUCAAAUUCAUCCACUGCAUUAACAUUUGUAAACGUCACAAGUCUACAGGUUCAAUUCCGCCAAAGCUUGGACACCUAAAGCUUAUGGAAUUACUCAGUUUGAGCAACAAUAGCCUAACUGGUUCUAUACCAACUCAAAUAUUCAACAUCUCUUCACUACAAGUGCUGGACCUUAUGAACAAUAGUUUUUCGGGGAAUAUUCCAUCAACUGUUGGUUAUGGAUUGAUAAACCUUGAGGAGCUUUAUCUCAAUGUGAAUAAGUUUGAUGGAGUGAUACCAGACUCGAUCUCCAAUGUAUCUCAAUUGAGUAUUUUACAAUUGGCCGGAAACAAAUUCAGUGGUCCAAUUCCCAAUUCUCUUGGGGAUCUAAGGCUUCUAACUAGUCUAGAUCUCGCUGGAAAUCAUCUGACAACUGAACCUUCGUCAACAGAAUUGAGCUUCAUCAGUCACUUGACAAAUUGCAGUUAUCUAAAAGAUUUAUCAAUCGGUGACAAUCCAUUGCAUGGUUUUCUGCCAAUAUCUGUGGGGAAUCUUUCAACUUCUUUGGAAAGACUAUAUGCAUAUAGUUGUGAAAUCAAGGGGAAAAUUCCAGAAGAAAUUGGGAACUUGAGCAAUCUAUGGAUUUUGAGUCUACGUGGAAAUCAGUUGAGUGGAUCCAUUCCUCUGGCAAUCAAAGGUGGUCAAUACCUCGGUUGGAACUUAAGCAAUAUUACUUCUUUGGGGGAAGUUAACUUCGGUUGGAACUUAUUAAACUCGAGCAUACCUGCUAGUUUGUGUAACCUCAAUAAUCUCUUGGCCUUGAAUCUGUCAUCUAAUGCUUUGACUGGCUCCCUGCCUCAAGAAAUUCAAAAUUUGCAGGCAUUAGCGGAUCUGGAUUUAUCAAGAAAUCACCUUAAUGGGAAAGUUCCAAGUUCAAUUGGGGGUUUGGAAAGAUUAGCCAGCCUUUCUUUAGCACACAAUAGACUUGAAGGAACUAUACCAGAGUCACUCCGUCAUAUGUUAAGCUUGGAAAUUCUGGACCUAUCCAAUAAUAAUCUCUCAGGUCCAAUCCCAAAGUCCUUGGAGACACUUUUAUAUCUCAGAUACAUUAAUCUAUCUUUCAACCACUUGACAGGAGAAAUUCCCUCUAGUGGUCCUUUCAAGACCUUCACAUACGAAUCAUUCAUGUGUAAUGAUGACUUGUGUGGUGCUCAAAGAUUUCAUGUUCCUCCUUGUAGUUCUCCUCGGAUUCACAGUCGAAAGAAAAUACUCCAAAUAUCAGGCAUUGUAUCAAGUAUUGCAGCAAUUGUAAUUGCUGCAAUCAUGGUAAUUUUAUUUCUGAGAUGCCGAAGGAAGGAUGAAACUUCAAGAAAUACCGAUUUAUCCAUGGGAGUGCCUAAAUGGAUUUCGUAUUAUGACCUUGUUCAAGCAACCGAUGGUUAUGAUGAAAGCAAUUUACUUGGCAAAGGAAGUUUUGGAUCUGUAUAUAAAGGUACUCUAACAGAUGGGACACUUGUUGCUGUGAAAGUUUUCUCUUUGCUAGUAGAAAUUACUUCUAAGAGUUUUGAUACAGAAUGUGAAUGCAAAGAAUAA
Messenger RNA from Coffea eugenioides, 1899 nucleotides. Its product is annotated as receptor kinase-like protein Xa21. The transcript has 4 exons. Gene Ontology annotation, molecular function: ATP binding; receptor serine/threonine kinase binding; protein kinase activity. Gene Ontology annotation, biological process: protein phosphorylation. The record is from RefSeq and is a predicted model, not a curated record. NCBI's taxonomy places the organism in Eukaryota, Viridiplantae, Streptophyta, Magnoliopsida, Gentianales, Rubiaceae. Bases 1 to 1899 code for a protein of 632 amino acids.